AUGACCACUCUGAGGAAGGCACAAACUUUCCACGCAGAGUACCAGAACACGAAAAAUGAUGAAGAACAGAGUAUUUUGAACCUCAACAGUGAAAGAAUCAGAGAACAGAGAAGCACCUUCUGGAAGCCCCCCCAACAUGAUACAAUCAAAAUUAACACAGAUGCAGGGUGGGAUCGGGAGGGACAGAGCCAGAGUAUUGCAGUUAUCGCAGGGGAUGAUCAAGGACAACCUCUCUCUAGGACUGCAAAAUGCAUCAAUGCUUCAUCCCCUCUGGUUGCAGAAGCCUUAGCUCUCCGCGAAGCAGCGCUCCUUGCCCACAACCUUCAUUGGACACAUGUUAUUUUUGAAUCAGACAAUCAGAUGUUAAUUGAGGCCUGCAAAGGAAAGAAUAGAAUUGGGAUCAUCUACAAUAUUCUCAUGGACAUCAAGGAACUGACCAAGAAUCUCCAAUUCAUGAGCUUCAGCUGGACUCCCAGGCGGUGCAACGAGACGGCCCAUAAUAUUGCUGACCUCUGUAAAAGAAGGCUUCUGCCCCCCAACUGGCUACUCCAACCUCCACCUUCAGUAAGAAGAGCUCUAGUCCAAGAUGCCAUGAGAGCUUGGGAGAAUGGUCACAAUUGA
This is a messenger RNA of Lotus japonicus, 621 nucleotides long. RefSeq lists its product as uncharacterized. Gene Ontology annotation, molecular function: nucleic acid binding; RNA-DNA hybrid ribonuclease activity. The coding region runs from base 1 to 621 and encodes 206 amino acids. The record is from RefSeq and is a predicted model, not a curated record. Lineage: Eukaryota; Viridiplantae; Streptophyta; Magnoliopsida; Fabales; Fabaceae. The transcript has a single exon.